Molecule: messenger RNA, 1321 nt
Organism: Elephantulus edwardii (Cape elephant shrew)
Lineage: Eukaryota; Metazoa; Chordata; Mammalia; Macroscelidea; Macroscelididae
Gene: ACADS
Product: acyl-CoA dehydrogenase, C-2 to C-3 short chain
Exons: 10
Coding region: 80-1318 (412 amino acids)
Biological process (GO): butyrate catabolic process; fatty acid beta-oxidation using acyl-CoA dehydrogenase
Cellular component (GO): mitochondrion
Molecular function (GO): flavin adenine dinucleotide binding
Source: RefSeq, a predicted model, not a curated record
CCGCCCCGGAGGAGGCCGGAACGAGCGCGCCUCGGGGCAGCGGGAGGUCCCCGGAGCUGCUGCGCUGCGCCAGUCGGCCAUGGCCGCCCCGCUGCUCACCCGGGCCUGUGGCCGCGUCCGCGGAGCCCUCCGUCCUCAGGCCUGGCAGCAGUUACACACAAUCUACCAGUCUGUGGAGCUGCCUGAGACACAUCAGAUGUUGAGACAGACAUGCCGGGACUUUGCCGAGAAGGAGCUGGUUCCCAUCGCGGCCCAGCUGGACAAGGAACACCGCUUCCCAGCGGCCCAGGUGAAGCAGAUGGGCGAGUUGGGGCUCCUGGCCAUGGACGUGCCAGAGGAGCUGGGCGGUGCCGGCCUGGACUACCUGGCCUACGCCAUCGCCAUGGAGGAGAUCAGCAGGGGCUGCGCCUCCACGGGCGUCAUCAUGAGCGUCAACAACUCGCUCUAUCUGGGACCUGUCCUGAAGUUCGGCUCCGAGGAGCAGAAGCGACAGUGGGUCACUCCUUUCACGGGCGGUGACAAAAUUGGCUGCUUCGCCCUCAGCGAGCCAGGGAAUGGCAGCGACGCCGGGGCCGCCUCCACCACGGCCGUGGAAGACGGUGACGCGUGGGUCCUGAAUGGCACCAAGGCCUGGAUCACCAAUUCCUGGGAGGCCUCUGCAGCUGUGGUCUUCGCCACUGUCGACAAGUCCAAGAAGAACAAGGGCAUCAGCGCCUUCCUGGUCCCCAUGCCAACGCCGGGGCUCACGCUUGGCAAGAAGGAAGACAAGCUGGGCAUCCGGGCCUCGUCCACGGCCAACCUCAUCUUUGAGGACUGUCGCAUCCCCAGAGAAAACCUGCUGGGGGAGCCGGGGAUGGGUUUCAAGAUCGCCAUGCAAACCCUGGACAUGGGCCGCAUCGGCAUCGCCUCGCAGGCCCUGGGCAUUGCCCAGGCCGCUAUUGACUGUGCCGUCACCUACGCCGAGAACCGCACGGCCUUUGGGGCGCCGAUCACCAAGCUCCAGGGCAUCCAGUUCAAGCUGGCAGACAUGGCUCUGGCUCUGGACAGUGCCCGGCUGCUGACCUGGCGCGCUGCCAUGUUGAAGGACAACAAGAAGCCGUACACUAAGGAGGCGGCAAUGGCCAAGCUGGCCGCAUCGGAAGCCGCCACCGCCAUCAGCCACCAGGCCAUCCAGAUCCUCGGGGGCAUGGGCUACGUGACGGAGAUGCCGGCUGAGCGGCACUACCGCGACGCCCGCAUCACCGAGAUCUACGAAGGCACCAGUGAGAUCCAGAGGCUCGUCAUCGCCGGACACCUGAUCAAGAGCUACCGAAGCUGAGCC